AUGAGAUUAAGUGGAAAUGUUUUCAGGAGAUACUUGGAAUGUAUCCGUGGUCUAACACCGGAUUGGAUUGUGAAUAGUAUUGUCGAAGGCAGACUGAACAAACGCUUCGAUCAUGAACGUUACGGUUUGAAACCGAACCAUCGAGUUUUCAGCGCUCAUCCGACCGUGAACGAUGAACUGCCAAAUCGUAUUGCAUGUGGCACCAUACGAGUGAAGCCGAACAUUCUUGAGUUCGGGGAACGCUGCAUAACCUUCGAAGAUGGAUCCCGCGUCGAAAAUGUGGACGAAGUCAUAUUUGCCACUGGCUUUCAAUUUCAUUUCCCUAUGGUGGAAAACGGGAAACUGAUCCCUGUACAAGACAACGUCGUUGAUCUAUACGAGUUUAUGUACCCGACAGAGACUGCAGACCAUAACAGUUUAGCCCCUCUUGGCUCAAUUAUGCCGAUAUCAGAGAUGCAAGCCAGACUUUUCUACGAAAACCUCUUCGGAUCUCAAAGAAUUCCCUCUCCUGCAGAGAUGAAGAAGUCCAUUCGAGAUAAAAGGGAUGCGAUGAACGCUCGCUAUGUUGCAAGUCCGAGGCAUACCAUCCAAGUUAGAUCGUUGAACCUUUCGACGCAUAGAAACAUCAAAAGAGCACAUCCUAUGUGGAGUUCAAAUCACGUCUCUAUUCAAAACGUCUAUUUCGGUCCAUGCGUUCCAUACGAGUAUCGGCUACAAGGUCCUCAUCCUUGGUCUGGAGCUCGAGAUGCGAUAAUGAACGUUGAUGAGAGGGUAUUCAAGGUAAAGGUGUUACAUUCGAUCCUGCAAAAGCAUCAAAGACUGCAAGGAAUUUCCUAUCGCUAG
Haemonchus placei is the source of this 843-nucleotide messenger RNA. Lineage: Eukaryota; Metazoa; Nematoda; Chromadorea; Rhabditida; Trichostrongylidae. The record is from the annotation of a GenBank genome assembly.